Messenger RNA from Orbilia oligospora ATCC 24927, 900 nucleotides. RefSeq lists its product as uncharacterized. Lineage: Eukaryota; Fungi; Ascomycota; Orbiliomycetes; Orbiliales; Orbiliaceae. The record is from RefSeq and is a predicted model, not a curated record. The transcript has a single exon. The coding region runs from base 1 to 900 and encodes 299 amino acids.
AUGAAAAUUAUACACACUACACCACCACCGAUAACAGCAACAAUACUUUCGUUUCCAAAUACCGUUCUUUUCUUCCUUUUUCUUCUCAUCGCACUAGUUCCUAGUUUUAGUCUCGCAGACCGUGGUUAUGACGAUGAAGUGGUUGCCUCAGACCCGGAGCGCAUUGUGCGAGAAUCUGCCCCAUUAUGGCUCCUACCUCAGGGAACAUGCAUUCCCGACUCCGCCGUCGACAAGGACGGAGUACAAAAUAAUGGAACUGAUACCGACCUUUGCCGGCUCUACGGUUCUCUCGAUACUGGUUGCCCCGAUCAAGCUCCUUUCGACGGGCCUUACACCAAAUCAACCGCUUUCCCAACAUACUACCAUUUCAGAUACUGUCCCAACGUAAAUCAAAUCAGGAUCCUUUAUGAUAUGUACUAUCCUAAGGAUACAGGUCACAGACAUGAUUGGGAAUGGGCGGUCGUUACCUUCAAACAAAAUAUUAUCACCGACUGGCGCUGGCACCGUGAACAGCUCAUCCUUCAAAAUGAAGGGACUAACAGCGUUUUCCCAUGGGCUGAUAUUCCCGAAGCUUACUCCGAAGGUGAUAACUUCCGCAAUAACGCAGGUCCUAACGGUGAUCACCCAAAGCUCUAUGUUGGAAAGUUUCAUCAUUCUGUGCAUACGGACCCUUACACUUCCAUAUUUUCAAAGUAUAAAUGUGCUUUUAAUGCAGCACCGGUGUAUGGGAAUUGGGAUUAUAGAGACUCUGACUACUAUUUUCCCGCGCAAGAAUGGUUAGUAAACGGUGAUUCGAUCCGGAAGGACUGGACUUGGGGGACGUCGGAUAGCCCACCGCCUGCUUUCUUUAGCGAUGGGGGUUAUGACAUUUGUUAUUUGAGGGUUGAUGCUACUUCUUAA